This is a messenger RNA of Suillus discolor, 399 nucleotides long. Its product is annotated as HSF-type DNA-binding-domain-containing protein. Lineage: Eukaryota; Fungi; Basidiomycota; Agaricomycetes; Boletales; Suillaceae. The record is from RefSeq and is a predicted model, not a curated record. Gene Ontology annotation, molecular function: DNA-binding transcription factor activity; sequence-specific DNA binding. The transcript has 4 exons. Bases 1 to 399 code for a protein of 132 amino acids. Gene Ontology annotation, biological process: regulation of DNA-templated transcription.
AUGGGCACCAACAACUUUGUAACAAAGCUUUAUCAGUGCGUUCAAUUAACUCUUUCAUAUCUGUCAUUCAACAUCUACAGGAUGAUCAACGAUCCAAAGAGUCAGCUUUUCAUCGCAUGGACUGAACUCGGAACAAGUUUCGUCGUUUCAAACGUAGGCGAAUUCAGCAGGAGCAUCCUUGGUUCUCAUUUCAAACACAACAACUUCUCAAGCUUUGUGCGCCAACUCAACAUGUACGGCUUUCACAAAAUCAACCGAACACCACGCGCCCAACGCACAUCUACAACGUCUCAAACUUGGGAAUUCAGUCAUCCCAAAUUUCUCCGCGCACGCCCAGACCUCUUGGACGCCAUCAAACGCAAAGCUCUUGAGCCUGAUCCUCGCGAGCGUGGCCGGUAA